This is a messenger RNA of Leptonychotes weddellii (Weddell seal), 1537 nucleotides long. Lineage: Eukaryota; Metazoa; Chordata; Mammalia; Carnivora; Phocidae. The record is from RefSeq and is a predicted model, not a curated record.
UCAGACCUUCUUGGGUGGCAUUCAGAAUGGAGCAGAAUAAACACCAGAAGGGAAUACCCAGGGCGCCAUUAAGUAAUGAAUCUAGUUUGAAGGAAUUAUCAGAAACAGCAAAGUUGCUGAACACAAGUGGCUCAGAGCAGGGCCAGAAACCAGUGUCCCCUCCUGGAGAAGAAAGUACCUCUGGACAUCACUCCCUACAAAAAUUGGAACUCAGGAGAAAGGACGUUGAAGUAAAGAUGUAUAGUCUACGAGAAAGAAAGAGCCUUGCAUACCAAGAGGUCAACGAGCCCCAGGAUGAUGACUACCUCUAUUGUGAGAAGUGUCAGAACUUCUUCAUUGACAGCUGUGCUGUUCAUGGGCCCCCUACAUUUGUAAAGGACAGUGCAGUGGACAAGGGGCAACCCAACCGCUCAGCCCUCACUCUGCCCCCUGGUCUGAGAAUCAGACCAUCAAGCAUCCCUCAGGCUGGGCUUGGAGUAUGGAACGAAGCAUCUGAUCUGCCAUUGGGUCUACACUUUGGCCCGUAUGAGGGCCAAAUCACAGAAGAUGAAGAGGCAGCCAACAGCGGAUACUCCUGGUUGAUCACCAAAGGGAGAAAUUGCUAUGAGUAUGUGGAUGGAAAGGAUAACUCUUGGGCCAACUGGAUGAGGUACGUGAACUGUGCCAGGGAUGACGAGGAGCAGAACCUGGUGGCCUUUCAAUAUCAUAGGCAGAUCUUCUACCGAACCUGCCGGGUCAUCAGGCCAGGCUGCGAAUUGCUGGUCUGGUAUGGGGACGAGUACGGCCAGGAGCUGGGCAUCAAGUGGGGAAGCAAGUGGAAGAGCGAGCUCACGGCAGGGAAAGGAGACAAUGCAUACAACACAGGGAGUUGUGUCAACAUCUUCCUGACCAAAAAUUUCCUCUUUCAGCAGAACCAAAGCCAGAGAUACAUCCAUGUCCUUCCUGCUCUCUGGCCUUCUCCAGUCAGAAAUUCCUCAGCCAACAUUUGGAACGCAAUCAUCCUUCUCAGAUCUUCCCACAAAUAUCCGCAAGAGAAUAUUUCCAACCAGAGGAUCCCUGCCCAGGCGAUCAGAAUCAGCAGCGGCAGCAAUAUUCUGAUCCGCAGAGCUGGAGUGACAAAGCUAAAGGCCAAGAGGUCAAAGAAAGUUUCAAACCUUUGCUUAAAAGUGUAAGGCAGAGAAGAAUUUCAAGGGCCUUUUCCACCCCAUCCAAAGGACAAACGGGGAGUUCUGCAGUGUGUGAGGGAAUGGUGGAGGAAGAGCCCAGCACAGGCCAGAAAUUGAAUCCAGAGGAGACAGGAAAAUUAUUCAUGGGGGUAGGAAUGUCAAGAAUUAUAAGAGUCAAAUAUAGAGGCUGUGGGCAAGGCUUCAAUGAUAGGUCACAUCUCAGCAGACACCAGAGAACACACAAAGAGGAGAAGCCCUCUGUUUGCAAGGACUUGAGGAGAGAGUUCGGUCAUAAGUCAGUCCUUAUUACACACCAGAGGACACACACGGGGGAGAAGCCCUACGUUUGCAGGGAGUGUGGGCGGGGCUUU